Messenger RNA from Engraulis encrasicolus (European anchovy), 3106 nucleotides. It is a transcript of the gene smarcd2, whose product is annotated as SWI/SNF related, matrix associated, actin dependent regulator of chromatin, subfamily d, member 2. Gene Ontology annotation, cellular component: SWI/SNF complex; nucleus. Gene Ontology annotation, molecular function: transcription coregulator activity. Bases 382 to 1911 code for a protein of 509 amino acids. Lineage: Eukaryota; Metazoa; Chordata; Actinopteri; Clupeiformes; Engraulidae. Gene Ontology annotation, biological process: regulation of transcription by RNA polymerase II. The record is from RefSeq and is a predicted model, not a curated record. The transcript is spliced from 13 exons.
GGAGGAGGAGGAGGUUUGCGUGUUCUGCGCGUUGCUACACAGACACGCACCUACUCGUAGUAGCUAUCUUUAGUAUGGCCAAGUUCUGAAAAUGUUUUGCAAGAACUGUGGGAAGGUAUAAGAAGAAUUGGCAAAGUUGACGACUUUGUAAACAAGAAGAUGACAUGUUUAGCAGUCGUAACUUUUGUUCGGGUAUAGUGGUUAUUCGGGAGAAGAGAAAACAUAUCAGAAGAACUUGUUUUUGAAGUCUUUGUGGGAAGUCCAAGGCUCCACAGAGGCUAGCAAAGGUAACGUUAUAAGUAGGCUGCUGGCGCACAAUAAUACGGGAUUUUGAAGGACUUUCGAACAAUCAACAGCAGAACAUUUGUGCUGGACUGAAACAUGAGUUCACGAUCAGGGUUUCCAGGAGGUUCUGGUUCCCCAAUGAACCCCGGAGUGAACCCCAUGAACCCAGGACAUGCGGGCGGGAUGAGGAUGACUGUUAUGCAGCCCAACUCGGGGUUCCGUGGAAUGCCCAAUUCCGCACCCCCUUACCACCAGCCAUCCCCACAGCGCCACAUGACCCCCAAUAGAGGGAUGCCCAUGCACGGGUUGGGGGGCAUGGGAGGCCCGCCAAUGCCAGGUCCAUCAUAUGGUGGAGGGAUGCCCAUGCGGUCCUCCAUGGGCCAGUCUCCCAUGGACCCCAACAGGAAACGGCUCCUCCAGCAGCAGCACCAGCAGCAGUCUGCAGGGAUGCCAAUACAGAGGAGGGGUGGCAAACGACGGAAGAUGGCUGACAAAGUGCUUCCACAGAGGAUCCGAGACCUGGUUCCGGAGUCCCAGGCCUACAUGGACCUUUUGGCCUUUGAGAGGAAGCUGGACCAGACCAUUGCUCGCAAGCGCAUGGAGAUCCAGGAAGCCAUCAAGAAACCCAUCACGCAAAAGCGAAAACUGAGGAUCUACAUUUCCAACACCUACACGCCUGCCAAGCCAGAGGGGGAGGAGGCAGAGAAAGUGGCAUCAUGGGAACUCCGCGUCGAAGGAAAACUCCUGGAGGAUCCAGGGAAACAGAAGAGAAAGUUCUCCUCCUUCUUUAAGAGCCUGGUCAUUGAAUUGGACAAAGAACUGUAUGGGCCAGACAACCAUCUUGUGGAGUGGCACAGGCUGCCCACCACCCAGGAGACGGAUGGCUUCCAGGUCAAGCGGCCGGGAGAUGUCAACGUCAAGUGUACCCUCUUGCUCAUGCUGGACCACCAGCCACCCCAGUACAAGCUGGACCCUCGGCUGGCGAGGCUGCUGGGGGUGCACACGCAGACGCGCGCCAGCAUCAUGCAGGCCCUGUGGCUCUACAUCAAGAACAACAAGCUGCAGGACAGCCACGAGAAGGAGUACAUCAACUGCAACCGCUACUUCAGACAGAUCUUCACCUGCAAUCGGAUGAAGUUCUCUGAGAUUCCCCUCAAGCUGGCCGGCCUUCUGCAGCACCCCGACCCAAUUGUCAUCAAUCACAUCAUCAGUGUGGACCCUAGUGACCAGAAGCGAACGGCGUGUUUUGACAUCGAUGUGGAGGUAGACGACCCGCUCAAGGCCCAGAUGACGGGCUUCCUGUCGUCGACUACCAACCAGCAGGAGAUUGCAGCCCUAGAGAUGAAGAUCCACGAGACCAUUGAGUCCAUUAACCAGCUGAAGACACAGAGGGACUUCAUGCUGAGUUUCAGCACUAACCCACAGGACUUCAUCCAGGACUGGCUCAAAUCCCAGAGCAGAGACCUGAAGUUGAUGACAGACGUGGCAGGCAACCCAGAGGAAGAGAGGAGGGCUGACUUCUACCAGUCCACCUGGAUGCCAGAGGCCGUGGGACGUUACGUCUACUCUAAGGUACAGCAAAGAAGGCAGGAACUGGAACAGGUUUUGGGAAUCAGGCUUACCUGAGCCACAUAUGGAGAAUAGCCAACCCCAGUGCACACACUUACUUCACUUUCUGAGCUCCAGGAUGUUAUUUUUCCCGUCUGUAUUUCCUUCUGACAUGCAAAAAUCAAACAGCAACUUCAGUUGAAGUGCCACCUUAAAGUGUGCCUGUCUGUUUCAUUUCAAAACAUGUUUCCGUCUGUUCCUUUUAGAGUUUUCGUAGGACUUUGAAUGUGGGGGUUGAAGCUGUUUUAUUGAACGUUGUCUGUGAAUAAUGGUGGACCAAAGGUUUUCCUUCUAUCAGCAAAUGAGGAAACCAAGAGUAAUACUGUUUUUUUUCCUUCCAGUAAGCAAUUAUUGUGUAGUGUUUUUUUAUGUGGUUAAUUUUGCCUUUUCUCACAAAGGUGUUAAACGUGUACGUUUCCUGAAAAGGAGUGCUUAGAAUAUCGUCUUCCCCCAUUGCCUUUCUGUAGCGCUGAGGCGGUGUAGUUCUCUGAAACCGCUUUCCAUGUUGGAUGCCAGGACAUAUGCUCAGGGAAAUUUCCUGGUGGGGAAAUAGCCAGAUUGUAGAGCCAUAGUGUUCCUUUGCCACAGGAAGUAGACUAGUUGUCAUCUAAUGUAGUUUAGAGAUUUUGCUUCCCCUGUUUUCACCUUGUAUGUCUUAUGUUGGGUUGGGUUGUUCCUUUGCCAAUGCUACUAUGAUGUGACAUUUUGGGAGUCGAUACUUGAAGGACCCCAGCUUGCUAAAAUAAGCCAUUGAAUUGUACUUUUUACAAUUUCUUUGCUUGGUUAUUUCUUUGCUUUUUAUGUGUAUGGCAAGUUUGUCAUGAAAUCAAGAAACAUUCCAAGUUUGCAAUGUGCCAUUUUCACAGUCUUUGCCUCAGAGGCUUUUGAGUACGGAUAUUAUUGUAGGUUUGUUUUGUUUGUCUUUUUCCAGGUGGUGCAAUGUAGUCUCCGAGGUAUAGAUUCAUUGUAAUUUCCUUGGUUAGCGAAAUCUAAGUGUUCAGGAAUUGCUGAUAUCAUGUGUUGGAUUUUACAACCACUAGCUUUUAUGAGGUGUUCAUAUGAAAGCAAUUGGAAAACAAAUGUUGUGUUGUUGAAGGUUUUUAUAAGCGCUUUUGUAUGUUGUUUUGUAUUUUCAUGCGAAAGCUUUUAUCUUUUUGUACCUUUUGUAUUAAAAUGUAAUUUGGUAUAUUUUUAAAUUAAAACAAAUAUAAAA